AUGCACAAGAUCUCCAACUUCACGGGCCAGGCCCGUCAUGGUUGGGAACGAAUGACGCCGACUUUCGGGAUGUCCAGACCUCACACCGACAUGGCCUUUCGCCGGCCACACGGUGCGCCGCCUAUGACUCCUCCGACGAGUAUCGAUCCUACCGUCAAUCUCUCCUUCAAUAUCCCAUUCUCCUCCACCCUUGCCGGUCCCGAUGUCGAGGACGUGCUCCACGCUAGCCCCGGCGCCCUGCAACGUUGGACCUUCCCCGAGGGCACCCCAGAGGGAACGCCGGUGCAUCAACUGCCCGUGCACACCAGCAAUGUCGAUGGCUUGCAUAGGUUAUGUCGCCAGAUAACAGAAACCAGUGGUGGUCGGAUCGAGGCCUCGUUGACUUCCUCAGAGCCCAAGGCCUCGCUAUCGUUGCAACGGCGGCCCAACGGCUUGGUGACAAAUGUCUGUGUGACGGGCGAUGGCGAGACUGUGCGGAAGAUGCGGGCCAAGAUCUUGAAUGAAACUCCCAUCAUGCUGCGAUGCGCGACCGUUGAUGUCGAUAUGCACCUGAUCAUGGACGGAUCUCCAAAGGGCAUUCGAGCUAGCGUGCUUGAGCACAUGGACACCUUGGCUGCCUACACCGGCACAGACAUUUUCCUACUGACACCCAAACUUCAUGAUGCUGACAGUGCGGUGGUAUCGUCUUAUGGCUAUGCAUCUGAUAGCGGCCUCGAGCAGCGUUUCCGAGUUGCCAUCUAUGGUGAUAUGGAGAGCUCCGAGCAUGCCAAGACGCGGGUUCUGAUCAUGAUUGAUCAAAUUCUCAAACGCCACGUGGACGCUAUCAAGCUGGAGCUGACCAUGCACACCUUGGUCUGCGGCCGCACCCGCAAAAAUAUCAAGCUCAUCGAAGCCGCGACUGGCACCGCCAUCUACUUCCCCCCACCGUUCCCACGAAUCUUCGGCUAUACGCCUCCCGGUGCGAACCGUCGAAGCGAGGAUGAGGUUUAUAUUACUGGCGAGACUCCGGAGCAGAUCGCUCGGGCUAAGCAAAAGCUUCGAGAGCUAGUGAUGGGUGUCAAAAUAUACGUCAAGGAUGUUGUGGUCAACUCGAGCAAGAUCGACAACAUCCUACUCGACCGGCUGGACAAGGUUCGCAAGGUCAUGGAAAUGAACGGCUCUUACGUCCUAUUCCCGCAAUUGGGCAGCCAGCGCGGCCUUGUUCGGAUCCAAGGCACCGAGGUGUUGCAUGUCGAGCGAACUGUGCGGGAGAUCAUGGCUCUCGCUGGUCAAUUCUAUAGCGCCUCAUGGUGGAUCAUCAUGCCCGAUCCCGCUCAGGGCGGCGCCCGUGCCCCUUCGACUGCCGAUGUUAGAUCAAUGCUCUCGGAUAUCUGUACUAACUCUGAAGCCGAGGUCAGCUUUGACAAUCUGACUUUUACCAUCAAUGGAUCCGACGAUGCCGUUAAGGCUGCCAUGACCGUUGUCAACCAGAUUCCCUUUGUCACGCGAAGCCAAUAUCAGAUGCGGGUCAAGAUCGAACUGGCCAACGAACACAAAGAGUUUGUCAGUGGCAAGAAGAACGGCAAGAUCAACAAGAUUAUGGGCCAGAGCAACGUACAGAUUAUCUUUGACGGUUUCAACGAAUAUAACUUCUAUAUCGACGUGUGCGGCAACCAAUACGAGUCGACCAAGAACGGUCUGGAUUUGGUCGAGCAAGAAAUGCCCGCUUCCAUCUCUUUCCACGUCCCCGACCAGUACCACAAGCGAAUCAUCGGCAUCGGAGGACAACAUAUUCAGCGGAUUAUGAAGAAAUAUUCUGUCUUCGUCAAGUUCUCCAACGCGAUGGACCGCGGUGGAAUGGGCAAGGAGGAUGACGAUAUCAAGGUUGAUAACGUGAUUUGCCGCACACCUGCUCGCAAUGCCCAGAGCCUGGAUCUUGUCAAGCAAGAGAUCAUGGACAUGGUCGAGAAGGUUGACGCCGAGUACGUCUCGGAGAGAGUUGUCAUCAAUCGCCUAUACCACCGCGAGCUCCUGGCCCGCAUGACUGAGAUUGACGAGUUGGAGAAGAAGUGGAACUGCAAGAUUGAAUUCCCCAGCACCGAGCUCGCCAGCGACGUGGUGACGAUCUCCGGUCCGGAGUACCAGGUCCCUCAGGCGGUUGAUGCUCUGCUAGGCAUGGUUCCGGAGAGCCAUGAGCUUCACUUCCAGAGCUCUGCGGAGCUCCGCGGUUUCUUCAAGUCGCCUGAUUUCCUUGCCGACAUUCGCACCAAGCUCAAGGAGCAGUACGAGGUCGAUAUCAACGUGGACACUACCGCCGACCUUCCCGCCAAGGAGGAAGGCUCUGGCUCCAAUUCCGGCUCCGGCACAUCAUCGCCUGAUCCUGCCCCGGAAGACCGAGUGGUUCUCGGCUAUACCCGCAACAACGCUGGCGGUCUUAAGGAUGCCAUCGACUUCCUGAUCUCCCGCCUUGUUGCUCAUGGUCUCAAUGCGAACACCGUCAAGGGUGCGAUCCCUCGCCCCAAGUCGGACUCCUUUGAGGAGUCGCUGCCCUUCUUCGACUCGAAGCUGCUGCAACAUGCCCCGGUCCCGCUCAUGACGGACUCGCCCACGCGACCCAGCUUCGCCGAUGAGACUAGCGAGCGCGGCUCGAUCUUCGAGCGCCUCCGCAAGCCUGGAAGCAUCUCUUCUUUCUCUUCGUUCAUCGGCCGGAAGAACCACUCCGCCUCGCCGGGUUCGUUCUUCAAGCACGCCUCGAGCAACGCCUCGAAGGCGUCUCUGGUUUCCAUGGAAUCCCGGGACAGUGGCUACCGCAACCCGUGGAACGACUCCGGCGUGAACCUCCCGGAGGACGACCUGCCGGUUCUGGGCAGCUCGCACAGCCACAAGAGCAGCAACAGCAAUGGCUGGCCUACGCGCUUCGACGCCAAGUUUCCCUUCGGCACGGCGCCAGGCGACAUGACGCCCAAGCAUGAACCUCGCGCUUCUUUUGACAGCGGUCGCCCUAGCACUUCGAAUUCUACUUCUGGAUACCCGGCCCCAAUUGGGCCACCGCGUUAA
Penicillium maclennaniae is the source of this 3036-nucleotide messenger RNA. Its product is annotated as KH domain protein. Gene Ontology annotation, molecular function: mRNA binding. Gene Ontology annotation, biological process: nuclear division. Gene Ontology annotation, cellular component: nucleus; cytoplasm. The coding region runs from base 1 to 3036 and encodes 1011 amino acids. The record is from RefSeq and is a predicted model, not a curated record. Lineage: Eukaryota; Fungi; Ascomycota; Eurotiomycetes; Eurotiales; Aspergillaceae. The transcript is spliced from 5 exons.